AUGUCAAAUAAUAGCUUGUCUGGCAAGAUUCCUCAGUGCCUCAUCAAUGUAAAUAGAGAUCUACGGCUAUUAGAUCUGUCAACGAAUAGAUUUCGAGGCCCACUACCAGAAAUAUUAGCCUCGAAAUACUGCAGCUUGAAGUCCAUUGUGUUGAGACACAAUCAUUUAAGAGGCAAGCUGCCACCGUCAUGGGCAAGCUGCAAGCAGUUGGAAGCUUUAGAUCUCAGUGACAAUGAAUUGGAGGACUCAUUUCCUGGCUGGCUUGAAACUCUUCCAAACUUCGUUCUUUUCCCUACCCAGUACAUUGAUAGUUUCAACAACAUGAUGGGUGGAGGAAAAGGACUAGGGACUUUACAGUAUGUUAUGAACGGGUCGUUCGCUUUCCAGUCUGCAAGCGUGAUAUACAAAGGGGUGCAGAUGGAGUUGCGAAAGCUACAAAAAGCAUUUGUCCUCAUUGACCUAUCACGAGAGAUUCCCGCAGCAUUGGCAAAUUUGACAUCGCUGGCCAUCUUCAAUGUUUCCAUGAACCGGCUCACGGGAAAGAUUCCUCACAGCAAACAAUUCGACACUUUCGGGAGUGAUUCCUUCGAUGGGAAUCCAGAUCUGUGUGGAGCUCCCUUAACAAAACCCUGUACUAGUACUGGAGGCCACUAA
Messenger RNA from Punica granatum (pomegranate), 654 nucleotides. NCBI's taxonomy places the organism in Eukaryota, Viridiplantae, Streptophyta, Magnoliopsida, Myrtales, Lythraceae. The record is from RefSeq and is a predicted model, not a curated record.